CGGUGGCCCUUCUCGGCGGCGGAGCGCACAGGGACGCGGCGGCGGCGGGCAGCCCGGGAGGGCAGCGCGCGGCAGGCAGGGCCAACUGGCCACCUCCCCGCGCCGGGGCGGCGCGGCGAUGGCCGGGGCGCGCCGGGCGGCGGCGGCGGGCGGGCGGCGGCGGGCGGAGGGGCACGGGGACGCGGCCGGGCGCCCCUGCCCGCCGCGGUGCCCGCCGCCUAAAGCUGCCCGGGGCGCGGGAGCCGGCGCCGGCGCGGCACGGGCGCCGGAGGCGACUGGAGGCGCGAUGUCGGUGCCGCUGUUGAAGAUCGGGGUUGUGCUGAGCACCAUGGCCAUGAUCACCAACUGGAUGUCCCAGACCCUGCCCUCGCUGGUGGGCCUCAACACCACCAAGCUCUCGGCGGCCAGCGGCGGGACGCUGGACCGCAGCACCGGCGUGCUGCCCACCAACCCUGAGGAGAGCUGGCAGGUGUACAGCUCUGCCCAGGACAGUGAGGGCAGGUGUAUCUGCACAGUGGUCGCCCCCCAGCAGACCAUGUGUUCACGGGAUGCCCGCACGAAACAGCUGAGGCAGCUACUGGAGAAGGUGCAAAACAUGUCUCAAUCCAUAGAGGUCUUGGACAGGCGAACUCAGAGAGACUUGCAGUAUGUCGAGAAGAUGGAGAACCAAAUGAAGGGACUGGAGUCCAAGUUCAAACAGGUGGAGGAGAGUCAUAAGCAACACCUGGCCAGGCAGUUUAAGGCAAUAAAAGCGAAAAUGGAUGAACUUAGGCCUUUGAUACCUGUGUUGGAAGAGUACAAGGCCGAUGCCAAAUUGGUAUUGCAGUUUAAGGAGGAGGCCCAGAAUCUGACGUCAGUGCUUAACGAGCUGCAAGAGGAAAUUGGCGCCUAUGACUACGAUGAACUUCAGAGCAGAGUGUCCAAUCUUGAAGAAAGGCUCCGUGCAUGCAUGCAAAAACUAGCCUGCGGCAAGUUGACAGGUAUAAGUGAUCCGGUGACUGUCAAGACCUCAGGCUCAAGGUUCGGGUCCUGGAUGACAGACCCACUGGCUCCAGAAGGUGAUAACAGGGUCUGGUACAUGGAUGGUUAUCACAACAACCGCUUUGUCCGAGAGUACAAGUCUAUGGCGGACUUCAUGAACACAGACAACUUCACCUCCCACCGCCUCCCACACCCCUGGUCGGGGACAGGGCAGGUGGUCUACAAUGGCUCCAUCUACUUCAACAAGUUCCAGAGCCACAUCAUCAUCAGGUUCGACCUGAAAACCGAGACAAUCCUUAAGACACGCAGCCUGGACUACGCCGGUUACAACAAUAUGUACCAUUACGCCUGGGGCGGCCACUCGGACAUCGACCUCAUGGUGGAUGAGAACGGGCUCUGGGCCGUCUACGCCACCAACCAGAAUGCCGGCAACAUCGUCAUCAGCAAGCUGGACCCUGUCUCGCUGCAGAUCCUGCAGACCUGGAACACCAGCUACCCCAAGCGCAGUGCUGGCGAGGCCUUCAUCAUCUGUGGGACCCUGUAUGUCACCAACGGCUACUCAGGGGGCACCAAGGUCCACUACGCCUACCAGACCAAUGCCUCCACCUACGAGUACAUCGACAUUCCCUUCCAGAACAAAUACUCCCACAUCUCUAUGCUGGAUUACAACCCCAAGGACCGUGCGCUGUAUGCCUGGAACAACGGCCAUCAAACCCUCUACAAUGUCACCCUCUUCCACGUCAUCCGCUCUGACGAGUUGUAGCUCCCUCUACCUGGCCCAGGGUCCAAGUCCUCCCCUCUGAGGACCCUCCCGUGGAACAGCUGCCAAAAUGAUACUAAGAAUACUAACAGUACUAUUUUUGAGAAAUCAGCAGCAGCGAUUCUGACAUCACGGGAUGGUAUUCUCUCCGUGUUCCUCCCACUCCAGCCAGCAGGCUCCAGAUUUGGGAAGAAACCCCUGUAUUUGCAGCUGGAACUGCAGCCCCAGGCCCCCUGGCUCUCCCCACCCCUGUCCCCCUCUGGUCAAAUACCAUACUAAAGAAGCAAGGCAAUGACUGUUGGCCACUCUCACCUGAGAACAACCCAUGGUUAGGAUCGCAUGGACAUUUCCGUAAGAUCGUGGGCAGUGCUGAUAGAUAUGAUGGUCAGAUCCCCUGAGUGUCCUCUCCCGGGCGGCGCUCCGUGUAGGCUGGUUUAACCCACGCGCCAUCACAGCUGCCGUUCUUGACUGGGUUGUUGUCUCUUAGAUUUAACUGUGCUGAAACUCUUGGUAGUGUCUAGUGUCCCCUGAAGGGACGGUGGGUGUGUGUAGAGUGCAUUUGCUGUACCCACAUCGUUUGAACUUGCGUACCCUGUAGCUAUAUCGUGCAAUGUCUGUCUGUUAUUCCUUGAGGUGGUAACUCCGUGUGUUCAGUUUAUGCAAUGAAUGUUGUAAUGCAAUGCUGUAGUUUGGAUUGAUAAGUGGAUGGUUUUUGUUUCUAAAAAGAAAAAAAAAAAUCAGUGUUCACCCUUCUAGAGACAUAGUCAAGUUCAUGUUGAUAAUAAUCAAGGCAUUCUUUUCUUGUUAAAUUACCUGAAUCAUGUUAACUGCGAAUGGGAAGGGCUUGUCUUGGGAAACUUCAGUUUCCGAUGGAAGGAAGUCCAGGCGGGCAGCAGAGUGUGGAAAGGUCAUUUUUUAAGUUAAAAAAAAAAGUGGGAAACUUUGUACUAUCUCGUUAUCUAAGGAACAAUAAAAGUAAUAGGA
Castor canadensis (American beaver) is the source of this 2725-nucleotide messenger RNA. It is a transcript of the gene Olfm1, whose product is annotated as olfactomedin 1. Lineage: Eukaryota; Metazoa; Chordata; Mammalia; Rodentia; Castoridae. Gene Ontology annotation, biological process: signal transduction. The record is from RefSeq and is a predicted model, not a curated record.